AUGCCUCCUCCAAAACCAGCACCACUUCCCAAGGCAGGAGACCCAGAUUCAGCAUCCGAAGAUGACCUUGACCUUGAUGAACUCGACCCGAUAGUGGACUCCUCGAAUGGGCCCAGGGAGAACGCGGGCCCCGAAGCCAGCCGCCGCUUUAGAGACAGUUCCUCCAAUAUCCCGCUUCAGAGAUUACAGGGAUUUAGCAGCAGUCGUUUAUGGCGGUAUAAACGCAGGCCACACGAACCUGACAACGGCGAUGAAGAUACGGAAGGGUUGUUAGGGAGCUGGCCAGGACAAUCUCGGAGCAAUGGGCACUUGAGGCGUUGGUCGGAAGAUCAAGUGGGCUGGAAUGUUAAACAGACAAAUUACCGGAAUGGUAAUCGACCAAGUGAUGCCCAAGGCCGGGAUGCGCCCUCUCGUCGACCCAGUCUCCGUCAGAGCAUUCAGUUUCCAGACUUCGUUAGGCAAGAGUUCGCGGACAUGAGGGAGAAUCAAGCCGUCAAUGACAAGGAAUCUCGCGAGAUUCAUGUUGGACAAUCUCAAAAGAAACGAUUCCCCACGAAUGUGGUCUCUAACGCUAAAUACACCGCUUGGUCUUUCCUCCCGCGAACACUGUACAACGAAUUUUCUUUCUUUCUGAACAUCUACUUUCUUCUGGUUGCAUUGUCACAAAUAAUACCCUACCUGCGGAUUGGUUACAUGUCAACAUACAUUGUCCCUUUGGCGUGUGUUCUUACGAUUACGAUUGGGAAAGAGGCGGUUGAUGAUAUUGCGCGACGACGACGAGACGCUGAAGCAAACUCAGAACCUUUCACGGUCUUGUCUUUUCCGGAUUCAGCUCGGAACAGUGUGGUCGAAGUACGGAAACGUUCGCGAGACAUCAAGGUUGGAGAUGUUUUAAAGCUAGAGAAGAACCAAAGAUUUCCCGCGGACGUCGUAAUACUCCGCAGUCGUCUCAGCGAACUUCUUGGAGAGCUGACAACAAAUGAGGCCGGAGAUGCUUCAACUGCUCCUUCAGCUCAGGCUACCGGAGAAACAUUCAUUCGAACAGACCAACUGGAUGGUGAGACUGACUGGAAAUUACGGCUUCCAAGUCCAUUGAGCCAGAGUCUAAGUUUAGGAGACUUUCGGAGACUUCGAAUUACGGCCGGUGCACCUGACAAAAAGGUCAACGAGUUUGUCGGAACUCUGGAGCUUCUGUCAGGCCAAAGUUCUGCCUAUGAUCCUCAUGUGGUUGAGGAAGAUCCAGCAGAGGAUAUUCCCGACUCGGGCCAUCUAAGUCGGUCUACACCAAGUAGACCCAACUCGGUCCCUCUGACUAUUGACAAUACUGCUUGGGCCAACACUGUAUUAGCUUCGAGCACAACGACUUACUGUGCAGUCAUCUAUACUGGACGACAAACUCGCUCAGCGUUAUCAACUUCCCCGUCGAGGUCGAAAACCGGACUCCUGGAGCUUGAAAUUAAUAACUUGACCAAGAUUCUGUGUAUCAUGACCUUAACACUCUCAAUAAUACUUGUGGCCCUUGAAGGAUUCGAACCGUCAAACAAAAAGCCAUGGUAUGUGGCCAUUAUGAUCUACCUGAUCUUAUUCUCGACCAUCAUUCCUAUCAGCCUGCGUGUCAAUCUCGACCUCGGCAAGACUGUCUACGCUUAUUUCAUUGAGAGAGACAAAGGCAUUCCAGAGACAGUGGUCCGUACCAGCACCAUUCCGGAAGACCUUGGUCGAAUUGAAUAUUUACUCUCAGACAAGACGGGCACUCUGACCCAAAAUGAGAUGCGCCUGCGGAAAAUUCACGUCGGAACAGUUGCUUAUGCCGGCGAGGCAAUGGAAGAAGUCGCCGCCUACAUUGAUCAGGCUUUCGCGGCGGGCGACGGUAAUCGGGACUCACAAACUACAGAACCAGGGUCUACCACGAAGACUCGGCGAGAAAUUGGUGUUCGAGUUCGCGAUCUUGUGCUUGCUCUCGCACUCUGCCAUAAUGUCACGCCUACGACAGAUGAAAUCGACGGCGAGAAAGUGGUAUCCUAUCAAGCAUCGUCUCCCGACGAAAUUGCAAUUGUGGAGUUUACCGAAAGCGUUGGUCUCCGCCUGCUUCAGCGGGAUAGGGAAACCAUUGUCCUUCAGUCUGUCCGUACGAACAAAAUUGUCAUCAGAGCUGAGAUCAAAGAUAUUUUCCCGUUCACAUCGGACAGUAAGCGUAUGGGCAUUAUUGUUCAAAUCUCAUCAGACAUUGCCGGCCUUUCCAAUGCUGAUGAGUUGUGGUUUUUCCAGAAAGGCGCCGAUACUGUGAUGACCUCUAUCGUAGCAGCAAAUGAUUGGCUCGACGAGGAAACGGCUAAUAUGGCUCGCGAAGGUCUUCGCACCCUUGUGGUGGGUCGAAAGAGACUGUCCCACUCACAAUACGCCAACUUCUCCUCCGAAUACACGGAGGCGUCACUUGCCCUCCACGAGCGCGACGCGGGUAUGGCCGCUGUGGUCAAAUCCCACCUCGAGCGCGACUUGGAGCUGCUCGGCGUUACGGGUGUCGAAGACCGACUUCAAAAGGACGUCAAGCCAUCCCUCGAACUCCUUCGCAACGCUGGGGUGAAGAUUUGGAUGCUGACAGGCGACAAGAUCGAAACAGCUCGUUGCGUCGCGGUGUCCGCCCGACUCGUGGCGCGCGGUCAGCACAUCCAGACAAUGGCGAAAUUGAAAACAAAAGCCCAGGGCAAAGACGCCCUGGAUGUGAUGCGCAAUCAGACCGAGUCCUGUUUGCUCAUUGACGGCGAGUCACUUGCGCUUAUGCUCAGCCAGUUCCGGCAAGAGUUUAUCACGGUCGCAGUGCUGCUGCCCGCGGUGAUUGCAUGCCGAUGCUCGCCGACGCAGAAAGCCGAGGUCGCACAAUUGAUCCGCAAACAUACGAAAAAACGCGUGUGUUGUAUUGGCGACGGCGGCAAUGAUGUGAGUAUGAUCCAGGCGGCGGAUGUGGGUAUUGGAAUCGUCGGCAAGGAAGGGCGGCAAGCAUCACUGGCUGCAGAUUUCAGCAUCACUCAAUUCUGCCAUCUGACAAAACUUUUAGUCUGGCACGGCCGGAACAGCUACAAGAGAUCAGCCAAGUUGGCGCAGUUUAUCAUCCACCGUGGUCUGAUCAUCAGUGUAUGCCAGACGAUGUACAACAUUGCUGGGCAUUUCGACCCCAAAGGUCUCUUCAAAGACUGGCUUUUGGUUGGUUAUGCUACCAUCUACACUAUGUUGCCCGUGUUCUCUUUGGUGCUCGACCGUGAUGUGGACGAGCAGCUGGCCAACUUGUACCCCGAGCUGUACAAGGAGCUUAAGUCCGGCAAGAGCUUGAGCUAUCAGACAUUCUUCACAUGGGUCCUGGUGUCAGUAUACCAGGGAGUCAUCAUCCAAGGUUUGACCCAGCUUCUGGUCGGCCGAGUCGACGGCCCACGGAUGUUAAGUGUCAGCUUCACGGUGUUGGUAUUGAAUGAGCUUAUCAUGGUGGCUGUGGCAGUUACCACAUGGCAUCCCAUCAUGAUCGCGUGCAUUCUAGGCACUGCGGCGCUGUAUGCUGCCAGUGUGCCUUUUUUGGGUGGCUAUUUCGAUCUCGCAUAUGUUACUAGCUGGAGUUGGGUUUGGAGAGUCGUUGCGGUUGGAGCCAUUAGUCUUGUUCCCGUUUGGGGAGGCAAGGUGAUCCGGCGCAUGUGGAAGCCGCCCAACUACCGCAAAGUGCAAGGUAUAUAG
Molecule: messenger RNA, 3720 nt
Organism: Rhinocladiella mackenziei CBS 650.93
Lineage: Eukaryota; Fungi; Ascomycota; Eurotiomycetes; Chaetothyriales; Herpotrichiellaceae
Exons: 1
Coding region: 1-3720 (1239 amino acids)
Biological process (GO): endocytosis; retrograde vesicle-mediated transport, Golgi to endoplasmic reticulum; phospholipid translocation
Cellular component (GO): endosome; plasma membrane; trans-Golgi network
Molecular function (GO): magnesium ion binding; ATPase-coupled intramembrane lipid carrier activity; ATP binding
Source: RefSeq, a predicted model, not a curated record